Messenger RNA from Dendrobium catenatum, 1284 nucleotides. Its product is annotated as fasciclin-like arabinogalactan protein 21. NCBI's taxonomy places the organism in Eukaryota, Viridiplantae, Streptophyta, Magnoliopsida, Asparagales, Orchidaceae. The record is from RefSeq and is a predicted model, not a curated record. Bases 1 to 1284 code for a protein of 427 amino acids. The transcript has a single exon.
AUGGCUCCUCUUCGUCCCACCAACUCUCUCUCGCUCCUCCUCUCCCUUCUCGCUCUCCUCUCCGUCCGUCCUUCGUCUUCCUCACUUCCGAUGGCCUCUCGUCGUUCUGUUCCACAAGAAUUGCACUACCGCACCGACCUCCUCGCUCCGAUCCUAUCCAACCUGGGCUUCCACGAACUCGCAAUGGCCGUUCCUGCUCUGUAUUCGCCCGUUCUAUCCUCAUGGUACGGUCCCAUUACUCUCUUUGCCCCCAGUGAUGACUCCAUCCGCUCCUGCCCCUCGUUCUCGGCUCCCCGCCUCCUACGAGAACACCUUGUUCCCGGCCUCUUCUCAAGCGUCUACCUCUCCAAGCUCACCUUCGGCGCCAAACUCGAGACCUCCUCACCCGGGAGAUGCCUCAGCAUUACUUCUACAAGCGCCGUCUCCAAAUCCAACAACUCCGUUGGAUCAAACGAUCUUGAUCGCGAUUCCUCCGGCAUCAAUAUCUUCGUUGAUGGCAUCGAGAUCACCCAACCCGAUCUCUUCAACGACGGCCAGAUCGUCAUUCACGGCAUUCAGGGUUGCGUCGCGCCACUAUCAACCGCUUCCUGCGGGCAAGAAUCCUUUCCCUCUGAUUUUUCCCCUGAAAUCGACGCAGCCAACGACGGCCCUAACCCCCGAAGUACGGCCAUCAUGCGCCUGAUGCUUCGCGACGCGAUUCUCCGUCUCCACGAGGGAGGAUACAACAUCCUCGCUCUCGCAAUGCGCGUUAAGUACCCGGAACUCGCCGGUCUAAAUAACAUGACCGUAUUCGCCCUCAACGACCACUCGAUCUUUGCCGGCGGUCACGCAUACCUCACCGAUGUGAGAUUCCAUGUGGUGCCGAACCGGGUCUUGAUGCGUUCCGAUCUAAUGAGCCUGAGGCAGGGCACGAUGCUUCCGACUCUGGUCCACGGCCAGCACCUGGUGUUGACGCAGACCGGAGCUGGGCUAUCGUCUGGCAGCCUGAGGAUCAACUAUGUUCCGAUCAAGGAACUCGAUGUGGUCUGCAACGCCAAGAUCGUUGUUCACAGCCUAUACCUACCACUCCCGCACUUGUACCUUGCUGAUAUAGCGUCGGCGGCGAUCUUGGGCAAUCCGGAGGGCGGGGUUCCUGAUCAUGGUUCAUCGAAAACCAGGCCAGCAUCCGCCGCCGAGUUUGAAACCUGUGGGGAUCCAAACGCUGUCGACACAAGCGAAUGCCCCUUGAUUCCGGUGGCUGCCCCCACGAGUUGGGCUGUUAUAGAUUUUGACGAGGGCAUUUGA